AUGACAUCGCGGAUGGAGGCGCGAGUAAGCCUAGGAGAGCAACUGCGAGCCCGACGCCUGGAUCAAUUUCGCGAGCUACAGCACCGACAUAGAAGUGUUCUGUCACGCUAUCCCUCGGCGCAUUUCCUCUUGCCGGACCCGCAUGACGGUCACCCAAGCCAAGACUCGUGGCAGCGUCGAAUGCACGGAGCACAGACGCUGCUCCUAUCUCUCGAAGCGCCGGAUCCCGCCCGUUUGCGUGACGAUGCUCGAAGGGUUUAUGCCGAGGUCUUGGAGGACGAAGAUUACUUGAUCGACGACCUGCCAGAGACUAUGUCGUUUAAGCAGAACCCUUCGGCAGCUUCUGCGUGGGUAAGUACUUUUCUGGACAAGCUGCGAGUGAUCGAUGCCGUGGCUGGGAUAAAGGACAUAAGCAGAACUGCGGCUACAAGAGGACAUGCAACUCAGACUGUGGUUACUCAUCGCCAGACGGCACUUCGUCUUUUGAUCGCCAUGCACGCAACUACUUUUGAAACCCAUCCGACGUUUCAUCGUCUCCUUCCUUCUGCUCACGACGAAAGCUUGAGCAAGCGUGCAUGGGAACAUCAGCUCUACGUGGUUCGAUCUCUCCUUCGUCUUGUACCUCAAAAUGACCGGGAGGCGUCGCACAACUUCAUCCUCGGCUACUACGACGAUGUAUUGCGACGACGUCCAGCAUUGCGACGUGCAUUACCUAACCCAGCUGAAGAAGAUAAGACAGUCGAUGAGUGGGCUGACAUCUUCCUCACUGCUGUACACAGGAUGAUGAGAGCCGACUGA
Molecule: messenger RNA, 798 nt
Organism: Symbiodinium necroappetens
Lineage: Eukaryota; Dinophyceae; Suessiales; Symbiodiniaceae
Source: the annotation of a GenBank genome assembly